Messenger RNA from Serpula lacrymans var. lacrymans S7.9, 470 nucleotides. RefSeq lists its product as uncharacterized. NCBI's taxonomy places the organism in Eukaryota, Fungi, Basidiomycota, Agaricomycetes, Boletales, Serpulaceae. Gene Ontology annotation, molecular function: protein binding. The annotation marks the transcript as partial. The record is from RefSeq and is a predicted model, not a curated record. The transcript has a single exon.
UCGAGGCUUGACGUAGACCUUGAUUUGAAGGAUAGCCUCGGCAGGACGCCCCUCUCGCUCGCAACCAUGAAUGGGAAUACAGGAAUUACUCGAUUACUGUUAGUCAGACAAGACAUGGAUCCGAAUUCGAAGGACUUAACAGGCAGGACGUCCCUCUCACUUGCGGCCGAAGAGGGUCAUUCAGAGGUUGUUCAGCUGCUAUUAGCAAGGCAUGGCAUUAACAUCGACUCCAAAGACGCAUACGGCCAGACACCUCUGUGGCUAGCAGCUAGACAUGGCCAUGCAAAAACAGUGGAGUGCUUGCUGGCGUUCAGAAAUAUCGAUGUAAACGUGAUCCCGAUGCACAGCUAUAUACCACCUUUAUGGGCUGCGGCGUGUCGAUAUUUGGACCAUGAGAAUGACAUUCUGGCUCAGGGUUCCUUCAUACAUCCAGGUUGUAGUAGGAGUGGCUGUCAUAGUAUCACGAAACA